This is a messenger RNA of Cotesia congregata, 2967 nucleotides long. NCBI's taxonomy places the organism in Eukaryota, Metazoa, Arthropoda, Insecta, Hymenoptera, Braconidae. The record is from the annotation of a GenBank genome assembly.
AUGACUGAUCAAUUGCCGUACCGUGUUGAGUAUGCUAAAAGUGGACGAGCUAGUUGUAAAAGUUGUAAAGGAAAUAUCGCUAAAGAUGUUUUAAGGCUAGCUAAAAUUACCCAGAGUCCUUUUCAUGAUGGUGUUAUUACAAGCUGGUUUCAUCCUGAUUGUUUUUUUGCUAAAACAAAACCUAAAACUAUUGGGGACAUUGGUAAUUUUGAUAAUAUCAAAUGGGAGGAUCAAGAAGUUAUCCGUAAAAGAGUUGAAGGAGGAGCUGGAGAACCAGAGGCAUCAGGUAGUACCAAAGGAAAAGGCCGCAAACGCGCAAACAAUGACGCCCUGAAGGAUUUCAAAAUCGAGUACGCCAAAUCAAACCGUUCUAUCUGCGUAGCAUGUGAAACCCCAAUCAUAAAAGACACUAUCCGUGCCUCAAAAAUGGACUAUGAGAGCGAGAAGGCCGUCAAAUUCGGCGGAAUCGACCGCUGGCACCACCUCGAAUGUUUCUCAAAAAUCCGCAACGAACUCGAAUUUUUUUCCGCAGGUACCAAUCUUCCCGGUUUCAAAACUCUUAAAAAAGAAGACCAAACACUUGUUAAAAAAACUUUACCAGCUAUAAAAGAAUCUGAAGCUCCCCCCGUAAAAAAGGUCAAAUCCGAGCCAGUAGAUUCUGCAGAAGGUGAAGCAAUGAAAAAGCAGAAUAAAAAAUUAUUUGACACCAUUGACCAGUUAAAGGUGGUCAAAAAAGCAGACAUGAUUGCUGUAUUGCAGCAAAACAAUCAGUUUGUCCCCGACGGAGAGUCUAGACUCCGCGAUUCUCUUGCAGACUUGUUAGUUUUUGGCUCUUUACCACCCUGCGACAAAUGCUCAGGGCAAUUUAGGUUCAAGUCAGGCCUAGGCUAUCGCUGUAUGGGAAAUAUUACCGAGUGGACAAAGUGCGAGAAUAUGUCCGUAGACCCCAAGCGUUCUAAAGUAACCAUCCCGGGUGCUUUGAAAGAAAAAUAUGAUUUUUUCGCGUCGUAUAAAUCAAAACCCGAGCGACGUAUUGUUAGAGUAACCGCACCGUCAGGUGUCAAUGUGACUGGAGUUAAAAAAGAAGACCAAGUUGAUGGUCCGAAGGUCAACAGGGGUCCAAUGCCGCUCCGAGGAAUGCAAUUUGUAAUUGCUGGAAAAACUAAGAAGAGUAAAGACACUCUCACUAAAGAAAUAAUGAAUUUAGGGGGGACUGUUACGUCCAAAGUGAGCGACGUAACAGCUGCGGUAAUUUCUACAGAGGCUGCUGUGGAAAAAGGAGGCAAGGUUAUUGAAGAUGCGGAGAAGCUUGACAUCCAGGUUGUGUCUGAGGACUUUGUUGAUGAAGCUAAGGAUUAUAAGGACACGCCAAUUCCUUUGAUCACUAAAAAAAAUAUCGCGAGCUGGGGCGGAGAUCCCAAUGCUCGGGUAGUUGCUUCUCUUGCUAAAUCCACCUCAGCUGCGCGUGGUAAGAGUAUUUACGAAAAAUCAGGCAGUGGCAAGGUUAAGCUAAGGAUCAAAGGCGGCGGUGCAGUUGAUCCUCAGACAGAACUUGAAGAUGUUGCGCAUGUUUAUCAGCGUGGUAGUGAAAAAUUCACGACUCUUUUGGGAUUAACUGAUAUUCAGUCGAAGAAAAAUAGUUAUUAUAAAAUCCAAAUUUUGAAGCAUGAUCAGAAGAAUAAGUUCUGGUUGUUUAGAAGCUGGGGACGAAUUGGGACGACAAUUGGGGGACAUAAGCUUGAGUCUAUGUCUUUAGAAGAGUGUAUUUCUAUGUUUGAGGAGGUUUAUUACAAAGAAACGGGGAAUUUGUGGAAAAAUAGAGAGAAUUUUGUUAAACAUCCCCAUAUGAAGUAUCCUAUUGACACUGAGGACUCUGAUGAUUCUCAGGUUGGUUCUUUGGAGUCGGAAAUUAAGAGCGAGCUUAAGAAACCGGUUCAGGAAUUAAUCCGGCUUAUUUUUGAUAUUAAUAUCAUGAAAAAGGUGAUGAAGGAAUAUGAAUUAGACACGGAAAAAAUGCCACUGGGGAAAUUGUCUAAAAAACAAUUAGAGAAAGCUUAUAGGGUUCUUACAGAGCUUCAGGAGUUAAUUUCUAAAGGAAAUCCUGAACGUAUGCUGCUUAUUGAUGCUUCUAAUAGGUUUUAUACUCUGGUGCCGCAUUCUUUUGGGGUGCAAGAUCCGCCGGUUCUUGAAACUGAGGAAGCGAUUAAAGGAAAGUGUGAAAUGUUGGAUUCGUUGUUGGAGAUGGAGAUUGCGUAUAAUUUGCUGAGUGUUAAGACAGAUGAAAAUCAAAGCCCGAUUGAUGCGCACUACAAGCAGCUCAACACUGACAUUGAUGUCCUGGAAAGGGACAGUGAGGAGUUUAAGCUUGUGGAGACGUACACCAAAAAUACCCACGCGGCAACUCAUACUUCUUAUGAGUUGGAAAUUGAGGAUGUCUUUGUUAUCAAGCGCAAGGGUGAGGAUAAGAGAUAUAAGCCAUUUGCGAAGUUACCUAAUAAGAAAUUACUCUGGCACGGGUCUCGUACCACUAAUUUUGCGGGAAUUCUGUCCCAAGGGUUGCGUAUUGCUCCUCCGGAGGCUCCGGUUACCGGGUAUAUGUUUGGUAAAGGUAUUUACUUUGCUGAUAUGGUUUCCAAGUCGGCGAAUUAUUGUUGCACUAGUAGUCAAAGUCCUACUGGUUUGUUGAUGCUUUGUGAAGUCGCUCUUGGUAAUAUGUACGAGAGGCACCAAGCUGAUUAUAUUGAGAAACUUCCCAAGGGUAAACACUCGACCUUUGGUAAAGGUAGGACUGGGCCUGAUCCUAAUCAAGCUUGUAAGAAAGAUGAUGUGGAAAUUCCAUGUGGGCCUCCGGUUGAUCAAGAGAUUCCGGGGAAUGCUUCGUUGCUUUAUAAUGAGUAUAUUGUUUAUGAUGUUGCUCAAGUUAAGGCUCAAUAUCUUGUUCGCAUGAACUUCAAGUACAAAUAUUAA